GGGCUAAACAAUUUACUUAUUGAUUAGAGCUCAUAAAUUCACUUCAUUUAAAUCAGACUACUAUUCUCACUAAGCAUCAAGAUGAAAGUUGUUUAUGUUGUCCGAAAAUUACCAGUUAACUUUAUUUUUCAAUUAUUUGUUAAUUCCAUAACACUAUGUGCUACAUACGGACAGAUUCAAAUGGAGAUAACCGAUUCGAAUGGAAUGAACCCUGGGAUGGAAUAUUCUAAUGUUAUGACUGGUGAUUCUAUUCAAGCCACUCAAAUUGGUCAGACUGCAAUAGCUGUAUCUGAUUCACCUCAAGUGUCAGCACCUGUUCAAAGUACAGUUUCUGUAAGUCCAGAUAACACAGGUGGUGAUGUUGCAGCUGGAGGUCAAAACUCAAAUAUCCAGCCAGCAUCUUCAGUUGUUGGAAUUUUCCCAUCAUAUCGUCCCCAAUAUGGACUCCCAGGUUAUUUUCCUACUGUAUCCCCGGGGAAAGGAAUUGUACCCGGUAUCAACUCACCGUCAGACAACAUAAUUGUUGCUUCUUUUCCUGGGAGUACUACAUCUGUCACACAGCCAGGCAGUGCUGUAUUUCCAGGUGGAGUUUUACCAGCCACACCAGGAGUAAAAUCAGGGUCUUCACUUUCUUCAACUGCCGCACUUACUCAGCAAACUGUAGAAUCUGUUUUGUCAUACCUAGCCAUACAUCAUCCGGAAAUAUUUCGUAAAUAUUUAUAUCCUAAGCCCUAUCAAAAGCCGUACAUCGGUAGUUAUGUUCCAAGAUGGUUGAGAGAAAUUCCACCUCCGUACAAAUAUGGUGAUGAUGGAGCUAUCCAAGCAUAUGGAGACGCCUAUCAACCUGAUCCUUUUGAUUAUAAUGAACCAGUUGAUUCUGACCUACACUAUUGGCCAAGAAGAAGAAAACCAUUGGGUGUGUUAAGACGUAGGAGACGAUACAGCCUAUAUAAACGUUUUACUUAAAAACAAAUUCAGUAGUACUUUUUGAGCGUAUACUUUAAAAUAUG
Molecule: messenger RNA, 1010 nt
Organism: Schistosoma spindalis
Lineage: Eukaryota; Metazoa; Platyhelminthes; Trematoda; Strigeidida; Schistosomatidae
Source: the annotation of a GenBank genome assembly